GCGAGGGAAACAAGUGAAAAACCAACAGAACUGAUCAAACACAACCAUUUGAAAUCGACGACGAAAAAAAAAAAAGAAGAAGAAAAAUGGCGACACUUCGAAUUCCGGCGGUGGUUCCAUCUCCGGCGGAAGACUGUGAAAAACUGAAGAAAUCCUUCCAGGAUGUGUGUUGUUGGAUUAUAGGGUUGGGCACAGAUGAAAAGGCGCUAAUUCGGAUUCUAGGUCGCAGAAAUUCAAAUCAGAGGCGAAAAAUUAAAGAUACUUAUCAACAGCUCUACAAUAAAUCCCUCAUUGAUUGUAUCUUCGCUGAGCUCUCUGGUGAUUUCCAGAAAGCGGUGAUGUUAUGGGCAUACGAUCCAGCUGAAAGAGAUGCAAGGCUUGCGAACGAGGCGAUAAAAUCGAAGAAGAAAACCGUAACAAAAUUACAAGUGAUAGUCGAGAUAGCGUGUGCGAAUUCGCCGCAUCAUCUUGUUGCCGUAAGGCAAGCGUAUUGUUCUCUGUUCGAAUCUUCACUUGAGGAAGAUAUCGUAAAGCAUGCCCCUCUACCCUUUCAAAAGAUCUUGGUUAGUUUGGUGAGUUCUUACAGAUACGAUAAAGAAGUGGUGGAUUGUAAUGUAGCUAAUAUCGAGGCGACUAAAUUACACGAGGCCAUUAAAGCGAAGAAAUUAGACAGUGACGAGUUCUUAUGGAUAUUGAGUACAAGAAACCUGUAUCAACUCAGACAAACUUUCCAGUGUUACAACGAUAAUUACGGCAAAUCCAUAGACAAGGAUAUUAUGGCAUGUAAAGACGGCACUCGUGAGUCGAUUAUGAAAGUAGUGAUUUGGUGCAUAGACUCCCCUGAGAAACACUUUGCUGAGGUUAUAAAAUCUGCGAUAGUCGGGCUAGGAACGGAUGAAAAUUCGCUGACGAGAGCUAUCGUAACGCGGGCAGAAAUCGACAUGAUGAAAGUCAGAGGAGAAUAUUUUAAUUGCUACAGAACUAGUUUGGAUAAUGCUGUCAUUGGAGAUACAUCUGGUGAUUACAAGGACUUCCUCAUGACUUUGCUUGGAGCUAAUAUUUGAUUUAUUUAUUUAUUUAUGGUGUCUGAAUGUUUUGGUGUAAUAUUUAUUUGGGUUUUGAUUUGGUGUUUGGGGUUUGGGAAUUGAAAAUAAAAUCACAUGUGUAUGUAUGUACAUGGUUUUCUAUACUGGAAGAUUGGUUUUCCAGGUGUGUAAUUCUUGUAAGAAUUAAAUUUUUUUUCUUUG
Erythranthe guttata (spotted monkey flower) is the source of this 1247-nucleotide messenger RNA. The record is from RefSeq and is a predicted model, not a curated record. Lineage: Eukaryota; Viridiplantae; Streptophyta; Magnoliopsida; Lamiales; Phrymaceae.